Capronia coronata CBS 617.96 is the source of this 2151-nucleotide messenger RNA. Its product is annotated as thimet oligopeptidase. Gene Ontology annotation, molecular function: metalloendopeptidase activity. The record is from RefSeq and is a predicted model, not a curated record. The transcript is spliced from 2 exons. Bases 1 to 2151 code for a protein of 716 amino acids. Gene Ontology annotation, biological process: proteolysis; peptide metabolic process. Gene Ontology annotation, cellular component: mitochondrial intermembrane space. Lineage: Eukaryota; Fungi; Ascomycota; Eurotiomycetes; Chaetothyriales; Herpotrichiellaceae.
AUGGCGCCUGGACACUUUCGCAAGCCUCCCCAGGCCCCGCCGAGUUUCACGGCCACCCCCGACUCGGUAGUGGAAGAUACCAAGAAGUUGCUCGCCAGUUCGAAGAAGAUCACAGACGAUAUCGUCGCGUCCAUACGGGCGAAGGAUGCCAAUUUCCAUAACGUGCUCCUGCCCAUGGCGCACGAUGAGAACCAGCAGUCACUGAAGACACAUAUCCUUGGCUUCUAUCAAUCUGUGUCUACGGACCAAGCAUUGCGCGAUGCAUCGACCGAGGCUGAAAAGCUGAUGGAUGAUUUCAGCAUCGAGGCUGCCAUGCGGGAAGAUGUCUUCCAACUGGUGGAUGCUGCGCUGAAGAGAGGAGACAAGCUGGACGCCGAAUCGCAGCGGCUGCUCGAGAAGGAACACAAGAGCUAUGUGCGGAACGGCCUGAAUAUUCCUGCAGGGCCAAAGCGAGACCGGUUCAAGGAAAUCAAGAAGAGACUCAGUCAACUCAGCAUUGCGUUUUCCAAAAACCUGAACGAAGAGAAGGGUGGUUUGUGGUUUACCGCUGAAGAAUUGGACGGCGUCCCCGAAGAUGUCAUCUCCUUACUGAAGAAGGAAGACGGCAAGUACUGGCUGACAUUCAAGUACCCCGAUCUCUUUCCUACUCUCAAGUACGCCACCAACACUGCCACUCGGCAGAAGGUUUUUGUCGCAAACGAAAACAAGUGCAACCAGAAUGUCCCGCUCUUCAGGGAAGCCAUUCUUUUGCGAGAUGAAGCCGCUCGCUUGUUGGGAUAUCCAAAUCACGCCGCCUUCAGGAUCGAAGACAAGAUGGCCAAAACGCCCAAGACUGUGGACGACUUCCUCGGAGACUUGCGCAGCAGACUCAGCCAGGGCGGCUUGGACGAGAUUGAGACGCUGAAGGCGCUGAAACAGGCAGACGUGGAGUCUCGGGGUGAGAAGUUCGAUGGGCACUACUUCCUGUGGGACCAUCGUUUCUAUGAUCGAAUGAUGGAGGAAAAGGACUAUCAGCUCGACCAGCAGUUGAUCUCCGAGUACUUCCCUCUGCAGACGACAAUCCAAGGGAUGCUUGAGAUCUUUGAACAAUUGUUUGGGCUGGCAUUUGUCGAGAUCGUGGGUGCGGACCGUGACGCCAUCGCCAGCUCAGGGAAGGGUUCGGAUAUUGUAUGGCACGAGGAGGUCCAAGUAUUCAGUGUCUGGGACGACGAGGGCGAAGGUGCCGGCUUUGUGGGAUACCUGUAUCUUGACCUGUUCCCCCGGACCGGCAAGUACGGACACGCCGCCAACUUCAAUCUUCAACCUGGAUUCAUCACCGAGAACGGCACGAGAAGAUAUCCUGCCACAGCACUUGUGUGCAACUUUUCCAAGCCAACGGCUAAGAAGCCGAGUUUGUUAAAACACGACGAGGUCACUACACUCUUCCACGAACUGGGCCAUGGUAUCCACGAUCUGGUGUCACGAACGACAUACUCCCGCUUCCACGGCACCAACACCGUCCGGGACUUUGUGGAGGCACCAAGUCAAAUGCUCGAGAAUUGGUGUUGGACUCCAUCCCAAUUGAAAGCAUUGAGCAAACACUACUCGACGUUGUCGUCGGACUACUAUGCCGCCUGGAAAGAAGCGGCGGGCGCGGAGGGGAAACCUGAGGAGCGCAUCCCAGACGAUCUCAUUGAGAAGUUGAUCAAGACCAAGAACCUGAACGGCGCACUGUUCAACCUUCGCCAGCUACACUUUGGUAUUUUCGACAUGGCCAUCCACGAGCCCAAGGACCACGACAGCCUCGAGGCCAUGAACAUUUCCGAGACGUACAAUUUCCUAAGGAAGGAUAUUAGCAAGAUCGAGGGUCCUGAGGUGCUCGGAGAAGGGCACGGCUGGGGCAACGGACAAGCCACUUUUGGUCAUCUGAUGGGUGGUUACGAUGCCGGCUACUACGGCUACCUCAGCUCUCAAGUCUACUCCACCGACAUGUUCUACUCGGUUUUCAAGAAGAACCCCAUGGAUCCCAAGGAAGGCCGACGAUACCGCCACACAGUGCUCGAAAAGGGAGGCAGCCAGGACGAAAUGACCACGCUGAUCGAUUUCCUCGGCCGAGAGCCCAAGACCGAUGCCUUUUACGAGGAACUUGGCAUUACCAAAGGAACUCAGUAG